GAAACGCUCCCAAAUUGUAUCUCAUAAUCCCGAAUGACUAAUAAUACUAUCAUAUUAUCAAAAAGAUAAGCGAGAAUCAAGGGGAUCAAAUUAUUAUGACCGAACACCAAGAUAAAGAUGUCAAACUUCAUCAGUAAUUGGACCUUGAAUCUUGAUAUAACUGGCAAAUUUUCAUGAAGCUGAUUCAACUCCGUUCCAUCUAAAAUCGAAGAUAACACAACUCAAAGAAUUUUCAAAAUGACCUCUCAGCCAUACGAUGAAAAAACGCCUUUAGAUGUCAAAAGCGCCAAAGGUCUCCAUCUUGUCACGGAGAACACACCCAAUGGCCAGAAAGUACAAAUAUUGCUUGAAGAGUUAGCGGAUGCAUAUGGUACAGAAUGGACGACUACAUUAUUAGAUACGUCGACAAAUGAGCAAAAGAAAGAUUGGUUCCUUCGCCUUAAUCCAAAUGGUCGAAUACCAAUCAUCAUUGACAAUUUUCAAUCGCCACCAUUUCCAUUGAUGGAAACUUCUGCGGAGUUACUCUACCUUUUGAGGUUAGAUAAGAACCAUCAAUUUGGUUUCAUAGAUGAGAUCGAGCAAAGCGAGCUCUUACAAUGGUUAUUCUUCUGGCAUGGAAGUGGUGCUCCAUAUCAAGGAAAUUAUAGAUUUUUUAGCCGGGCUGAAGAACAAAGUAACUUUGCCAUUGAUCGGUUUCGAAAGGAAACCUAUCGAGUAUAUGGAGUUCUUGAACUGCAGCUUUCUGGAAAGUACACAGGGCAACCAAAAGAAUUCCUUGCUGGAAAGGAUAAGGGGAAAUACUCGAUAGCUGAUAUUGGGACUUGGGCAUGGGUGAAAAAUUGGCCAGGAAGUGGGUUUACGGAGGAAGAGAUGAAAGAAUUUCCGUCUCUACUUCAAUGGAUUGAGAGAAUUGCAGAGAGACCUGCUGUCAAACGAGGAAUUGGCGAAAAAUAUAUUGGUUCACGAUGAUGAUAUCAUCUGAAUUGUGGAUCAAAUUUUGGGAAAUAUUUUGAUUAAACUAUUUUCGUCUAUGGACCACUCUUAUAGCUAUCGCUUUAGAUUUCCCUUCUCUAUUUUUCUCGACUUUGCUACUGAGAAGAUAUGGAGCCAAAGGAAAAAAAAGAAAGGAUGAAAGUGAGCUGUCAUAUCUACAUGCUUUGUGGAUUGCCUUCCGUCCAUUGAUUUUCAAAUUUCACUUGUUCGUA
Messenger RNA from Botrytis cinerea B05.10, 1205 nucleotides. RefSeq lists its product as hypothetical. The transcript has 5 exons. The coding region runs from base 238 to 969 and encodes 243 amino acids. NCBI's taxonomy places the organism in Eukaryota, Fungi, Ascomycota, Leotiomycetes, Helotiales, Sclerotiniaceae. The record is from RefSeq and is a predicted model, not a curated record.